Hemicordylus capensis (graceful crag lizard) is the source of this 1535-nucleotide messenger RNA. It is a transcript of the gene TMEM275, whose product is annotated as transmembrane protein 275. The record is from RefSeq and is a predicted model, not a curated record. The transcript has 2 exons. NCBI's taxonomy places the organism in Eukaryota, Metazoa, Chordata, Lepidosauria, Squamata, Cordylidae. The coding region runs from base 332 to 976 and encodes 214 amino acids.
CUCCAGAGAGGGAGAGAAAGGGAAAAAUAUCCUAUCGGGCAGCCGGCACUGCCUGAAAUAACUGCAGGAGAGUUCGCCUGGGCUCUCAGCAGCCCAGGCGUGGAAGGGGGUAGUUCACUUCACUCUGAGCUCCUCUGGAGCCUGAGCCAUGCCCCCGUGCAUGUGAUGUCAUGUGCACGGGCAUAUGUGGAGGGGGCCACCGAGCGGGGCUGGACCCAGGCUGCCGCUUGGCUGGCUCCGCACCUGACAAAAAGAGCAAUAAAAUGCCCAUCAGCUGCCAUGAUUAGCCGAGUCCUUCAAACACCUGAGAGGCGAAAAAUAUUUUAAACUGAUGACAGAGGGACAUUCAGAGCAGCACUCAUCCUGUGGGUAUCAUGUAUUUCACCAUGACGUGAAGUCCAAAGUCACUUCUGAGACGCUGAUCAACAUGUUCAGUGACAAGAACAGCCCCCCUCUGUCCCAGAAACCAAGCAAGAAAAAGACAAGGCCCCAGGGGCUGCCUUCCCCAGCUCUGUGCUGUGCCUGUGGACUGUGCAUCAUGCUGGCAGGUAUCAACAUCACUCUGGUGGGAGCAUUUGCUUUUGGGACAUUCCUGCCUGUCAGCAACCCACCCAUCGUCAUUGGUCCCAUCCUGUUGGUGGUGGCAUUCACUUUCUUUGGGGCUUGUUGCAUCUGCAGCCGAAGGCCACCUGCUCACGGCACAAGAAAAUCCAAACCAGGGGCCAACAUUGGGCUCAUCAAACCGGGGAACACGGCUUUUGAAAUUGAAACCAGUGAGCAUACAGUGCAAGACACCACUGCUGUGCAACUGAGCCCCACCAACUCUCCAAUGUCCUCCAAAAGGUCCACCCCCAUUCAUGAUAUUUCAAAGACCUGCAAACUUUUCACCAUGGAUAGCAAUGGGCCAGCAGCAAAAUACACAGCAGACGGAGAAUCAAUACAGCUGAACUUGCCCAGAGACAUUGCCAUGUCAUAAACCAAACUGGAGAAUAUUUAUGAGGAGCUGGGUAGCAGGCAUGUCAACAUAUGACCAGAUGGCAAGAUGACUUUGCAGUGCAGCUAACAUCUGGAAUCUAAUUUAAGAGUCGGCCAGCACAUGCCUUAGAAUCUGUUGAGAAAUUUAAGGCAAAGGCAUAAUAAGGUGGCAAUUAGAAAUCAAUACACAACCGUGGAGAGAGAUUCCACACAUUUCUGUGGAAGGACUAGGUUUUGAGCAAUGAAAUUAAAAGAAAAGAGGGCAUAUAUAAGACUCACUAUCAUACAGGUACUGGAAAACAGCAUAUCCAUUGGAUUUCAUUUGUUUUUUUAGUGGAUUUGUGAAUGAUAAUGCAAAGAUCAGAAUUUGAUGCUUCAGAGCAGUGAAGAAAAUUACAGGUUCUUUUUUAUUUUUAAGGGGCAAUGGAUUGUAAUGAACCAUGGUGACCAGGAAAGGAGUUUUGUUAAUGGGGAAUGCAGAUUAUAUGAGAUUGCCUUGUUUGCUUGUUUUGAGGCAAAAUAACUUCUCUAAUGCAAUUAAAUCCCUAUCUUGCCUCUUU